GAAAAGUACACUUACAGGCACAAUUUUGAGAGACUUGAUCACCUUGUCCUGACUUAUAGUUUUUAUGUAGAUAGUACAGUAUCGUUUUUCAGCGUCUGGAGUUGGAAAGGCUUUUCACAUUGCCCGGUAUUGAGAUUGCAAGCCUAGCCAAAGAAGCACUGUUACGGUUACAGCUUGCCAGAAUUGUGAUCCCGAGCAGUAUGGCAUUGAGGCUGCUUGCAAUCAAGGUUUUCGUCGGACUGACUAUUCUCAUCACAGAACUGCAGGCCUUGAAAUAUGCACUGUAUUUCAACUGUAACACCAGCGCUGGGGAAUACUUGAUCAGCUCACAGGACUGGCCGCGUGUGACCAGCAUGGCAGCAGCUAGCAAUAGAUGCACAACUACAGGGAACAGCCAUCCGAUUGUUAGUACAGCUGGAAAGGAACUGUGUGUUUCAAUGUAUUUGAGCCACAUCAACAGCAGACUUCAGACCAAUGUUGGAGCAUACAGUUCCACGGGAUGCACUCCGAACUCUUCACUGUGUUCGCCUUCGGCCAUAGUUAUCUGCCAAUCAUCUCGUCAUGACGCAAGAAUCGGCGGCAAUCAAUGUCUGAAGAACUUGACACUGAGUAACGGACUAGUAACAUAUCCAUCUGGCGUCAUCUUUCCCUCUCAAGCCCUGUAUGACUGUAAUGUGGGCUACAGGAAUACUGGUGCAAGCUACGCUGUCUGUAACACACUAGGCAAUUGGGAUAAAGCCAAAGGAAAUUGCCAAGCGCUAAAUUGCCAAGCACCAGGAAUCCCAAAUGGUCAAAUGAUGGGAGUGCCGCCAAUGUUCCAACCGGUUUGCUUUGAUGGUUUUACCCGCGUUGGACCAGACAUCGUCUAUUGUUCAAGCGACACGAACACAACCCAACUUCCGAACUGCACAGCGCUAAAUUGCCAAGCACCAGGAAUCCUAAAUGGCCAAAUGAUGGGAGCGCCGCCAAUGUUCCAACCGGUUUGCUUUGAUGGUUUUGCCCGGGUUGGACCAGACAUGGUCUAUUGUUCAAGCGACACGAACACAACCCAACUUCCGAACUGCACAGCAUAUUCCGGGAAGUGUGCUGCUUCUACUCUCGAUAAUGGGUACAUAAAAGAAGGGAGUGACGGGUUGGCAGUUCGAGAGCUUUUCUGCAAUGCCGGUUAUCGACUUCACACUUCAGCCAACUACACUUGUGUUUCCACAACGAUAUCAAAAAGGAUUGUUUCGUGUAAGAAACUCGUUUGCAAUUCUUCGACACUUGUCAUUGAGAAUGGACAUCUUCAACCAGCUGAAGGUGUCAUCAACGAACAAGCUAGGGUUUUAUGCAAUACGGGUUUCUCUUUGGCUGGUUCUGGUAUAGCCACCUGCGGGGUGUCCGGCACGUGGAAGAGUAACUCAACAUGCAAAGGUGAUUCAUGCGCUGCUCCUAACAUUCCGAACAGCAACAUAUCAGGGAUACAAGCUACAACAGGUCAAUUGCAUUAUGUUGGCUGCGAAGAUGGCUACAAAUUGGAAGGCAGCGCUACAAUCGCGUGCAGCGCUCCAGACUUGUGGACACCUUUUCCACAUUGUACACGUGAUUCGUGCACUGCUCCUAACAUUCCGAACAGCAACAUAUCGGGAUUACAAGCUACAACAGGUGAAGUGCACUAUGUUGGCUGCGAAGGUGGCUACAAUUUGGAAGGCAACGCAACUAUAGCAUGCAGCGCUCCAGACUUGUGGACAACUCUUCCACGUUGCGAACCUGUGGUUUGCGAUUUUCUACCGACAUUCAACAAUGGAUUAGUGAUUGUUGGGCACACUGAAGCAAAGUUUGGUACUUUUGCAAUGAUGGUAUGUGAUCCCAAGUACGAGCUCCAAGGAAACAGAACCGUCAUGUGCGACAAGAAUGGAUCUUGGGCGUCCACAGGUCAAACGUGCAAAGAGAUCAUGAUCUCAAGGGCCGAUUCUAACACCACCGAAACAGCAGCUUUAAGUGGUACCGUCGGAUUUCUAGCAGGUGUGAUUUUAUCAAUUCUGAUGUCAGUAAUCUUGAAAAGGCUUCGUCGACCACAGCAAGACAUCCUAACAGAUCACAAUACCGGUAAACGGAAUAAACAGCCCCGUGCAACUGCGCUAAGCGCCACCGAGAUGUACGGAACAGUUCAAGUCUUGAACACAAACGACGCAUAUGGAAUAGCGGAGGUGCCGAACGAAAACGUCGCAUACGAAGCAGUGAAUGGAAACCAAAUGCCACAAGACGUUAUCUACGAACAACUUGGUGAUUCCGAGCUCUAACAAAUAGGCUUAAUUCCCCCAUCCGACAUCGUUGCCAUUCGAUCUGCUUAUAGCUGUCGAAUUCCCUUUCUUUAAUAAUACACCGACCAGGACAAUGAAGUACUUUUGUUUAAUGCUCUUACGGUAGAAUUAUCAAGAUAAAGGAAGAAACUGAAGCGUUCUGUGAUGUCCUGAAUGUCCAUGACCGCCUUUGCUUACUGUCUUGGUUAGGUUUUUACCAAUGCGAUUACUCAUGUAUUAUAACUGUUACGCUUUCGGCGUUUGCCCAUGCAUUCAAAACGUCUUUGAAGUUUUUACUCCACGCACAUCCUUCAAUAUCUUCACUGCUAAUGACUUUCUCUCCCUAAACCUCGGUACAAUACAUGGUUCAAGUUUCCUGCAUUCUGGUAAGCACUCUAACCCUUUAAAUUUUCAAUUUCCCAUUCCCGUAUGUGUUUCCACUCUGGCUGGUACUUGAUAUCAUUUUUCCGCCCAGGUGCAUUCUGCUCUUACGCAGAUAUCGCCAGAUGCACAUACUACAAGUCAU
This is a messenger RNA of Sycon ciliatum, 2808 nucleotides long. RefSeq names its product sushi, von Willebrand factor type A, EGF and pentraxin domain-containing protein 1-like. The transcript has 12 exons. NCBI's taxonomy places the organism in Eukaryota, Metazoa, Porifera, Calcarea, Leucosolenida, Sycettidae. Bases 201 to 2282 code for a protein of 693 amino acids. The record is from RefSeq and is a predicted model, not a curated record.